GGCAGCUGAGCUCUCGGGGCUCUGGGGAGCUCGCGGGAGGCGGUGUCGUCCCGCCCUGGCCGGCGGGCGGGGUGCGCGGGCGCUGCUGUUAUUUCGGGUCGCGCCCUGGUGCGCUGCGCUUCCAGCCUCUCCACUUCCAGAGCUGUCCCCGGGCCCUGUUCGGGGGUGAAAAUGCCGGCUCUUCACAUCGAAGAUUUGCCAGAAAAGGAAAAGCUGAAGAUGGAAGUUGAGCAACUUCGCAAAGAAGUGAAGUUGCAGAGGCAACAGGUGUCUAAAUGUUCUGAAGAAAUAAAGAACUACAUUGAAGAACGUUCUGGAGAGGAUCCUCUGGUGAAGGGAAUUCCAGAAGACAAGAAUCCUUUUAAAGAGAAAGGCAGCUGUAUUAUUUCAUAAAUAACUCUGGAGAGAAAUUUCAUCCUUAGUAGAAGAAGUAGUUUGUUUUGGUUUUCUGAAAUAAAACCAAAAUUCCUUUAAAAGAAGGAAAACGAAGUUUAAAGACUUUCUCAAACACUUACAUUGAUGUGGUUAAGUAUAAAAGCUGUGUGCAUCUCAUCUUUGCUCGCUACACCCCCUUGUUAAGAGGGCAGAGAGUAUCAAAUGUACAAUUAUGGAAAUAAGGACAUUACUUGUGCAUGACUCACCUCUUUCAGUAUAUUGCUUGAUGCCUUAAAUAAAGUUUUAUCUCUGGAAAAUGA
Messenger RNA from Ailuropoda melanoleuca (giant panda), 695 nucleotides. RefSeq names its product G protein subunit gamma 11 (gene GNG11). Gene Ontology annotation, biological process: G protein-coupled receptor signaling pathway. Gene Ontology annotation, cellular component: heterotrimeric G-protein complex. Gene Ontology annotation, molecular function: G-protein beta-subunit binding. The record is from RefSeq and is a predicted model, not a curated record. The transcript is spliced from 2 exons. NCBI's taxonomy places the organism in Eukaryota, Metazoa, Chordata, Mammalia, Carnivora, Ursidae. The coding region runs from base 172 to 393 and encodes 73 amino acids.